UGAUUAGAUUCCUUAAUUUUUUUUAUUUACCAUGCCUUUUUUCUAGCAAUCUGUAAUGUUUGUUCAGGUUAUUUGAAUUGUAUUUGGAGAAGGCUCAAGUGUUUUCAUAUUUCUUGAUGAUUGAUUGUGUUAUGAGGAGUUUUCUCUAGCUGUUCUUCGUCAUGAACGGGGAGACUUCAUGGAUCAGCCAUUGCUUUGAUGACAGGUUGAAAGAAAUAGGUGAUUGUGAUUCGUUUUCGGAACUUACUGAUGAAGGUAACAAAGAAACUACCGCGGUUUCUAUGGACUUAAUCUUGCCGGAUGACUUGCUCGAACGGAUUUUGGCUUAUCUCCCCGUUGCUAGCAUUUUCCGAGCUGGUUCUGUGUGCAGAAGAUGGCAUGAGAUUGUCAGUUCCAGAAGGUUCCUAUGGAAUUUUUCGGAUAUCCUAUCACAAAAGCCUUGGUAUUUCAUGUUUACAAGCUCUGAUGAACCCGUUGGUUAUGCCUAUGACCCGAUCCUUCGGAAGUGGCACAGCAUUGAACUGCUUUGCAUUCAGACUCCUAACUGGUUCAUUGCUUCAUCAUGUGGCUUGGUUUGUUUCAUGGACAAUGACAGUAGAAGUGAACUGCAUGUCUGCAAUCCAAUCACCAAAAAUUGCAAGAAGCUCGAGCAUCCUCCCGGUCUGAAAUUCCCUGAUUAUUGUGCGCUGUCGAUCUCGGUAAACAGGACAUCACACGACUAUACCGUAUCCAUUGUGAAGUCUAAACAAGUUCCUGGAAAAUUUUUCCAAUGGGAUGUUUCAAUUCAUAUUUAUGAUUCGGAAACAAUGAUGUGGACUACCUCCUUGACUGAGGUUUUGACAGGAUGGAGAGGUGGAGAUGAAAGUGUUAUAUGCGAUGGGGUUUUAUACUUUUUGAUUUACUCAAGUGGCGGUGGUACACGGGAAAUCCGGCAUGGUCUAGUUACAUAUAGUCUAUCUAAUCGAUCAUCUCCAUUGAUAAGAAGUUUAAUUCCGGUGUCCAGUCCUCUUACUUGCGGCCGUCUGAUGAACCUAAACGAAAAGCUGGUGAUGGUUGGAGGUAUCGGGAAGCAAGAUCGGGCUGAUAUAAUCAAGGGGAUUGGAAUCUGGGUUCUUGAAGGGAGGAAAUGGGUAGACGUUGCUCGCAUGCCCCAUAAGUUUUUUCAAGGAUUCGGUGAGUUGGACGAUGUUUUCGCUAGCAGUGGUACCGAUAAUCUCAUAUAUAUCCAGAGUUACGGUGCACCUGCUCUUCUCGUUUUUGACAUGAACCUGAAGCUAUGGAAAUGGGCACAGAAGUGUCCGGUAUCAAAGAAGUUCCCUCUUCAGCUUUUCACUGGUUUCUGCUUCGAACCAAGACUCGAAUUUGCUCCUUAAUUUAUUUCCCACUUCUUCGUUUUCUUCUUCUUCUACGGUUUCUAUCUUUCAUCU
Hibiscus syriacus is the source of this 1427-nucleotide messenger RNA. Its product is annotated as F-box/kelch-repeat protein At3g61590-like. Gene Ontology annotation, molecular function: protein binding. The record is from RefSeq and is a predicted model, not a curated record. Bases 162 to 1373 code for a protein of 403 amino acids. Lineage: Eukaryota; Viridiplantae; Streptophyta; Magnoliopsida; Malvales; Malvaceae. The transcript has 3 exons.